AUGGUGGUGGAACUGCUAGUAGUGGUGGUGGCAGUAGAGAUGGAACUGCUAGUGGUGGUGGUGGCAGAAGAGAUGGAACUGCUAGUGGUGAUCGUGGUGGAAACUGCUAGUGGUGGCGGACAUGGAACGGCUAAUGGGGUUGGUAGCAGACGUGGAACUGCUAGUAAGAGUGGUGGCGGGCAUGGAACUGCUAGUGGUGGUGGUGGAACUGCUAGUGGGGUUGGUAGCAGACAUGGAACUGCUAAUGAGGGUGGUGGUGGGCAUGGAACUGCUAGUUAUGGUGGUGGGCAUGGAACUGCUAGUGGUGGUGGUGGUGGAGAUGGAACUGCUAGUGGGGUUGGUAGCGGACGUGAAACUGCUAGUAAGAGUGGUGGCGGGCAUGGAACUGCUAGUGGUGGUGGUGGAGAUGGAACUGCUAGUGCUGCUAGUACUGACAGUGAUUGCACUAUAAGUGUAGGUGGCAAAAUGGGUAGUGUGAGGCGCAGUUGUAGUAACUGGCUGUUCUACAAAUUGAGAUGGUGA
Bombina bombina (fire-bellied toad) is the source of this 522-nucleotide messenger RNA. Its product is annotated as circumsporozoite protein-like. The transcript has a single exon. The record is from RefSeq and is a predicted model, not a curated record. The coding region runs from base 1 to 522 and encodes 173 amino acids. NCBI's taxonomy places the organism in Eukaryota, Metazoa, Chordata, Amphibia, Anura, Bombinatoridae.